UUCAUGAGAGGCUGAUGGAUGGAUGGAGGCUCUUAUUUUCUCUCACUGCCUUUCGACCUCAUUUCCUCCUCCUUGUCUUUUCUAGCUUAUUUAUUUAGAUAGAAAAAUGGACAAAGGGAAAAAAGGGAAAUAUAAUUAUUUCAUUGGCCUUUGAGCUUUUAAAGAUUAUUUGGUUAUUUUAAUCAGUAGAUAGUAGGAGGAGGUCGAUUUUUAUUGGGUCUAGGAUAUGACUCAAAGAAAUUAUUUUAAUGGGAUUUCCAGAAUUUAGGUGCAGGUCAAAGAUACGAGUCUAGUUGCUCUCCCCAUUGAGACCUCAGAGAGAGAGAGGGAGAGGGAGAGGGGGAGGGGGAGGGAGAAGCUAAGGGUUUAUUCAAGAUUGGAUUUUUUGGCUGUGUGGGGUUUAAUUUUCUCUUGAGAAUUCAGAUUAAGAGAAAAGUUGUUGUCUUGGAAUUAUAAUUAUCAAAAGCUUUAUUGUUAUUAUUUAUUUGAUAGAGAAAAAAAAAAAAUCUAUUAUGGGUAAGAAGAAGCCUCAGAAAACGAAGGAGCUUUCAGUAGCUAUAGCUGAAGCUCCAUCAACUGGAGAUGAAGGGCAGCAGCAAUCACAGCCUCAGCCUCAUACCCCAAGAAAGAGAGGAAGACCUCGCAAGAUCAUUGAGAAAACUGAAAGCACUGAAGAACAAUCCACACCACAAACAGAAGAAGCUGCUGCUGCAGCUGAAGAUGUUGAAGAACAGUCUAAAAAAGCAAAAGCCACUGAGGAUGAAGAUCAACAAGAAGAAGAACAACAAGAGCAGCCAAAGAUAAAAGAAGAACCCUCAUCGGCUUCUGUGAGAGGAGGUGCUAAAAAGGAAGAGGGACAAGCUAGGCAGCCUUCAAGAAGUAGAGCUAGGCGGAAAAGCAAACCCAGAAAGAGUAGCUAAAUUAGUUACUUUCAUGGUAAAAUUUGUUGUUCUUGUUCUUCCCUCUUUCUACGUUAUGUCUGCAACAGAAAAAAGUUUUGAUCUUUGAGAUGUUCCCUUCGUUUUGCAGCUUCUGGGUUUGAUUAUUAUUUCACUUUCUUUCUCUUUUGCAUAAUUGAUUGAUAAUACAACACGUGAGAAGAGAAAGAGGUGGACUUGGCUUUUAUCAUAAUCAUCUUCUUUUCUGUAUGCAAAAAACUUUCCAAGUAGUUAAAGAUUAAAAGGAGAUGGAUUUGAUACUUUUAUAUUGAUUAGUAGCUCAUGUAUUGAGAUUGAGCAACUGGGUUUGUUGUGUCUUGUUUGGUUGAUGAAAAUAUAUUAGUUCAGCUUCCUAUCAUC
This is a messenger RNA of Prunus persica (peach), 1298 nucleotides long. Its product is annotated as neuromodulin. The coding region runs from base 513 to 920 and encodes 135 amino acids. The record is from RefSeq and is a predicted model, not a curated record. The transcript has a single exon. Lineage: Eukaryota; Viridiplantae; Streptophyta; Magnoliopsida; Rosales; Rosaceae.